AAAUCAAUUCCCAUGCUAAUCGGGCAAAUGCCGAUUUAUUAGGGGACAGAACUGGAAACGGAGAUGAAAAAUGCAUAGAGACGGCAUCGCAAUUGAAAACUCGCGAACCUCCUCAUACGCAUGACCGCUGGGAAUAUUCACUUAUCGCGAAAGGGGAAUCAGGAUGGAAACACUUCGUCGUCGCAUCGGAGACUUCCAAGGUUGGAGACGUCGUGUGCAGACGUGGGCUUCCAAGGUUCCUUCACACACACACACUUUUCCCGCUUUGGAUCGCGCCCAUCUCGGCCGUCAUGCCGCACGGCCCGAGCCUAGACACUACCAUCAACCCAUCGCCCGUGCCAAAGCUCCAAUACAUUCCAAGGUUGGCAGGAAUGAAUUCUCGGGGCAAAUCCGUCAAUUUGGGCUGUGAAUUUUAACAUCACGCCACAGCGAGUCAUUGGCAAUUCAUCAUCACUGAUGCUA
Dissoconium aciculare CBS 342.82 is the source of this 462-nucleotide messenger RNA. RefSeq lists its product as uncharacterized. Bases 164 to 409 code for a protein of 81 amino acids. The transcript has a single exon. NCBI's taxonomy places the organism in Eukaryota, Fungi, Ascomycota, Dothideomycetes, Mycosphaerellales, Dissoconiaceae. The record is from RefSeq and is a predicted model, not a curated record.